AUGUAUCGACAAAUUCGCGUACAUCCAGACGAUUGGCCACUUCAGAAGAUUUUCUGGAGAGACUCUCCGUGUGAACGGCCGCGAGAAUAUCUCUUAUGUACCGUGACAUACGGACUAGCUUGCGCGCCAUAUCUUGCACUUCGCUGUCUGCAACAGCUCGCAACCGACAUUGAAUCCACACGCGGACUGGCUGCCGAAAUUCUACGCCGCGAUACAUACGUGGACGACAUUUUAUCCGGGUCAGAUGACAUCUCUACAACGAAAGAAAAGAUGCAGCAGCUUAAGGAUACUCUCACGGCGGGUGGCUUCAAUCCGAAGAAGUGGAUUACAAACGCUUCGGAAUUGCUCCAAGGUAUUCCCGUGUGCGAUCAGGAUCCUUCCGCGAUCCUACCCGUCGGCGACUCCACGACGCAUUAUACUCUCGGAAUUCGUUGGAGCCGAUCAAGUGACAGUUUCGUGUUUGUUGCCCCUUCGUUUCCGCGCUCAGACAAAGCGUUCACUAAACGCUCGGUACUCUCGUUUAUCGCGCGGAUUUUCGAUCCUCUCGGCUGGAUCGCACCGAUUAUAAUCACGGCCAAGCGAUUCAUGCAACAACUGUGGGCAAUACGUCUCGACUGGGAUGACGAAUUACCAUGUUCUCUCAAAUCUCAGUGGAUCGAAUUCAUGCAGCAAUUCGAACAGGUGUCGGCUAUUGUGAUUCCGCGUUGGUUCGGCACCAGCUCAACGGCUCUCGGAACCGAAUUGCAUGGUUUCUCGGACGCCUCUCAACAUGCAAUUGCCGCAGUUAUCUAUCUCCGUGUCGUGACUCCCACCGGCAUUCAUGUGACUCUCGUUAGUGCAAAGACAAAAGUGACUCCGCUUAAACGCGUAACAAUUCCGCGACUCGAAUUAUCAGCUGCCGUACUCCUCGUGAAACAGCUUCUCAAAAUACGCGAAGUUCUCGAUUUAACUCAAACGCCAGCGCAUCUCUGGACGGACUCCACCGUCGCGUUAACAUGGAUCAAAAGCCAUCCAUCGAGAUGGAAAGAAUUCGUGCGAAAUCGUGUCGUGUUCAUACAAGAGCUCUCAAACUCUCGGUGGCAUCACGUCUCAGGGAAAGAGAAUCCUGCUGACGUGGCGUCUCGCGGAACAUCGCCUCAACUUCUCCAGCAAGAUCAGUCGUGGUGGCAUGGACCUCCGUGGCUACAGCAAUUCUCGACCGCGUGGCCAGUCUCAAAGCUCUCGCUCGAUUCCAACGCACAUCUUGAAGAACGAGCUCGUAAUUGCGCCAUCGCGAUCGUGAUUCCAGAGCCAGAUAUGUGGGAUCUCAUAAAACGAUACUCAUCUUUCACUCGACUGACCCGCAUUACCGCCUGGAUUCUACGUGCGAUCCAACGCUUCCGACCUUCAAGGACUGUGCCUGUAUCGCAAGACCCUCUUACUGCAGGGGAGCUAGAAUUGUCAGUCCUUCUUUGGGUCGAAUUAACGCAACAUGCUUAUUUCUCAACGGAAAUUCGACUCCUACGAGGAGGUAAGCAGCUGCCGAAAACCAGCGCACUGUUCCGUCUCACUCCGUUUCUCGAUACUAAAGGGCACCUCCGACUACAAGGACGCCUUCAAUUGUCUCAGCUGGAUCCGGCGGAAAAACAUCCAUUGAUUUUACCUCGCAGUUCUCGAUUGACGGACCUCAUAAUGGAUUAUUACCAUAAACAGACGUUACAUGGCGGACCACAACUCAUGCUCUCGGUUAUACGCCGCAAAUUUUGGAUUCUCGGGGGUCGCCUGCCGGUUCGCUCAUUUAUUCAUCGAUGUGUAACCUGUACACGUCAACAAGCAGUUACCGGGCUUCAACAAAUGGGACAGCUUCCGGCCUCUCGUGCAACUCCAUGUUGA
Messenger RNA from Nylanderia fulva, 1872 nucleotides. RefSeq lists its product as uncharacterized. Lineage: Eukaryota; Metazoa; Arthropoda; Insecta; Hymenoptera; Formicidae. The record is from RefSeq and is a predicted model, not a curated record.